GGUUUUCAUGGAAAAUGCAUUGCGCUCAGGCCAUUAGCCAUCACACACUCCAUCGCUGCCAUACUGAGAACAGAGAAAGGGCACUGUUUUAAACCUGUUUGAUAAGGAACAUUCAUCUGUGGUCAAUAUACCCAAACCAACCUGUUUCAUCUGUGGAUAUUGCUUGGAGAGUAAAAGGAGACGAGGGACAGUGGAAGAGAUUGUGGAAUAUGAAAUAAGUGGAAUAAACACCUAAUGUAAAAACACUAUGAUGGAACAAUUCAGACUCAAUGGUAAGUCCAUCAGUUUUACAUGGUAAAACUAUAUAUAUUUUAUUAAGUGUAGCAAUGUUAGAUUUUCUGUUUCUUUUGAAAACAUUAUGCUUGGUAUAGGUCUAUUUGUGUUUUAUAUGGUGCUUAUGUCAUAUGCAUGUUCAUGAUUCUUAUGUGUUAGAGGCUACAUGAUGACUUGCGAUGGACAGUAUCAUUGUACAGUAUCAUCGUCCCUUCAGUAAGUUCAGUUUAUGAAGAUGUCAAAUAAGUACAAUAUAAAAGGCUUAUUUACAUAAUGACUUUUUCAAUCCGAUAUAGUUACUACGAGCAUGCCCUUUCGUAAAAACAAACCAAUGUUUCCACUCUAUAUUAUAGACCACAGAUAGAAAGGUGGAUAUGAAAUGUCUAAGAAACAACAUUUGUCUUAUGGAGUAGUGGCUGAGUAAAUAUAGGGUAUAGUAUAGUCCAUUUGAAGAGUUCAUUUCCAAAACGCUAUAUCCACCAAUGUUUUCAUCAGAAAUGAUUGCUUAUGAGUACCUUCAUGUGUGUCUAAAAUAUUACUGUUCUCAGAUUUUUUAUUCAUAUAUUUUAGAUGUGUAUGAAAAUGUUUUUUUAUUUUUGCUCAACGCUAUAUAUCCAUCUUUUAGCUGGAAUGGAAUGUUCGUAUCCUGUAUAUUUGACUGUGAUAUGUGGUUGUCUCACCUAGCUAUUUUGAUGAAUGCACUUACUGAAAGUCCCUCUGGAUAAGUGCAUCUACUAUUUUACUAAAAUGUCAAAGGUAAAUGUUUUACAUACAGAUCUCAUAUUACUGUAUUGAAUUCUUAUUUAUCUUUAUUAAAAUGUUAUUUCAAUAUCUGUCACAAAUGUAUCAUUUGUACAGUUCUUUAUAAAAAAUGUAGUUAUUUGUUACAUUUGGCUGUUUGAAACCUAGCAGUACUUCUUAUUUCUCUGAGAGUGAGGUGGAUAUAUAACAUUUAGCAAAAAAACUAUAUUAUUACUUGUCUCUAAAAUGAAAUCAUCAAGUGUGUCACGAUCGUCGAUAGAUGAAGCGGACCAAGGCGCAGCGUGAUAGGCGUACAUACUUUAUUUCGUACACAACACGAACCAAAACAAUAAACAAACGAUACGUGAAGUCCUAGGUUAAUAACACAAACCUUAACGGAACAAGAUCCCACAAAAUAACAGUGCCAAACAGGCUGCAUAAGUAUGGUCCCCAAUCAGAGACAACAAGCUACAGCUGCCUCUGAUUGGGAACCACCCUGGCCAACAUAGAUAUGCAUGAACUAGAACACAAACCUAGAAAACUAAACAAUAGAAAAUCCACACCCUGGCUCAACAUUUAAUAGUCCCCAGAGCCAGGGCGUGACAGUACCCCCCCCCCCCCCCCCCCCGGGAACUGCGACCGCGCCAACCAAACACAAGAGGUUAGGGGCCGGGUGGGCAUUCCGCCUCGGCGGCAUAUCCGGCUCCGGGCGUGACCACCCCUCUAUCUCUACCCCCCCCGUAGCGCCCCUGGUCUGGACCGGCCCCGCUGGCCGGAGCUGGACUGAACACCGGUGGAGCGGAUUGCUCUGGCUCCGGCGUGGAGCAGCUGACCGGUGCCGGACCAGGCACCGGUGGAACAGGCACGGACCGUGCCGGACUGACGACGCGCACCCCUGGCUUGGUGCGGGGAGCAGGAACGGGCCGGACCGGGCUGACGACGCGCACCAUUGGCUUGGUGCGGGGAGUAGGAACGGGCCGGACCGGGCUGACGACGCGCACCACUGGCUUGGUGCGGGGAGCAGGAACGGGCCGGACCGGGCUGACGACGCGCACCACUGGCUUGGUGCGGGGAGCAGGAACGGACCGGACCGGGCUGACGACGCGCACCAUUGGCUUGGUGCGGGGAGCAGGAACAGGCCGGACUGGGCUGGCGACGCGCACCACUGGCUUGGUGCGGGGAGCAGGAACGGGCCGGACCGGGCUGACGACGCGCACCACUGGCUUGGUGCGGGGAGCAGGAACGGGCCGGACCGGACUGACGACGCGCACCAUUGGCUUGGUGCGGGGAGCAGGAACAGGCCGGACCAGGCUGACGACGCGCACCACUGGCUUGGUGCGGGGAGCAGGAACAGGCCGGACCGGGCUGGCGACGCGCACCACAGGCUUAGUGCGGGGAGCAGGAACGGGCCUGACCGUACUGGGAACACACACCACUGGCCUUGUGCGGGAAUCAGGAACGGGCCGGACCGGACUGGUGACACACACCACUUGCUUGGUGCGAGGAGCGGGACUGGGUUUCCUCACAAACCUCCGCUCCCUCUGCUGCCUACUCAGUUCCUCUCGCCGUGCCUCCACACUAUCCUUCUCCCUCGUGACCAGUGGCCCCCGUAACCUGGCGGCCUCCACUGCCAACCUGCUGAACCGCUCUAUCGCGGCCUCCCGCUGCCUCUUCGUCCACGGCGUGAGCCCCCCCCUAAAAUGUUUUGGGGCUUGUCUCUCCCCCGUGCUCAUGGCCUCCAUCCCUCUUGCCAGACUCUCACUCAUCUCCUCCCAGGUCCAUCCUCUCUCCUCGUCACGCUGCUUGAUCCAGUCGAGGUGGGAUCUUCUGUCACGAUCGUCGAUAGAUGAAGCGGACCAAGGCACAGCGUGAUAGGCGUACAUACUUUAUUUCGUACACAAGACGAACCUAAACAAACGAUACGUGAAGUCCUAGGUUAAUAACACAAACCUUAACGGAACAAGAUCCCACAAAAUAACAGUUCCAAACAGGCUGCCUAAGUAUGGUUCCCAAUCAGAGACAACAAGCUACAGCUGCCUCUGAUUUGGAACCACCCUGGCCAACAUAGAUAUACAUGAACUAGAACACAAACCUAGAAAACUAAACAAUAGAAAAUCUACACCCUGGCUCAACAUUUAAUAGUCCCCAGAGCCAGGGCGUGACAAAGUGAUAGAUUUUUAACAAAUACAUGUCUGUCAUUGAACCACCUCAUGCCAUUAGAUAGUGAAAAAACCCCACCAAACGCUUUCAUAAUUUCUUUAAACAAUCAAAGCUAAUUUACCAACAUUUCUGAAAAUGUAUAUAUAGCGUUUUGGAAUGAAACUCUUGUUUUGGCAUAGUGUUUUGGCAGUUACAAAGACAGUGCCUCAGAGUGCCCAAGAGAAUGGUGAAGUAAAUUAAUAAAGAAAUAAAGAUGGCAUUGUGAUAUGUGCCAUGGAAGGGAUUGGUGAGCGCCCAUUUUACAGAGAGUGGAGGAACGAUGGCUCUCUACCUCCAUUACCUGCUGCAGUAGGGGGGUUGAUGAGAGGCAGUUGAAAUAUGAGGAUGGACCCCAGCGACACUCACCCCACUACCAGGGGCUGUCUCCUGACAGAAUGGUAUUCACCUGUUUUCUAUAAUAGUUGACAAUAGUUGAAUAGUACUUAAUUGUAGACACUUGAGAGAUAUGCAGUUCAUUGCAGUGAAUUCCAAUUAGUUUCUAUCAAUAGUCUCCUGAAGUACACUCCUUCUGUAUUACUCUUUGUACCAUUGUGUUCCCUGUUUCCUGAACAGUGCUUGGUGGAUGAGAUGGAGGAGGAGUGCUUGUACACUGAGGAGGUUUUUGCCUGAUGUAUAGAAGCCUCUGGUGCCAUUACUCUGUUUUAGUGCCACCCUAGUGGUCAUGGUGUUGUAUGCCCUGGCAGAUCAGCUCCGUGGCUUUGUAGCUGAUAUCUUCAUUCCCAGUACCACUACCCGUUUGCUGUACCAAUCACAUUUGUCCAGGUAGGUCACCAUUUGCUCAGGGUUAUUAUAAGAGUAGUCUGUGUCGGGUUUUGAGUUGUGUUGUUAUGAUUUUACAUGAGCCAUCAUCAAUGUUUCUUAUCAUCAUCAGGCCUUUGCUAUGUGGUAUCUUUUAGAAAUAAUAAUGACUAGUAUUAUUGCAAAUUAUCUUCAGCCAGCUGGUGUGCUACCGUGGCAAAGUUGGUUUGACUUUGGAUAGCCUAUCUACGGGGCUAAUUAUGGACUGUCAAUAAAUUACACAAUGUAAAUGGGACAAUAUUUUCAUGUUGCAGACCUUUUAGUUGUCUCAUUAAAUGCGUUCAAUAUUUGCAUAUGAAUUUCUACAAUUUAUUUUUGUUUUUUUUUAAGUGAUUGAAAUUGGGAGCUAUUGACAUUUUAAUAUUGUCCCAUGUACAUUAUGUAAUUUACUGAUGGUCCCUAACUAGCCCCAUAGGGAUAUGAAAUGGCAAACCAAAUUGACAAUGGGCAUUACAAUCUGGUCACAUGCAGCUGCGUUUCGAAUUGAUGAUUACUUGGGUGCUGCCCGCUUUGGGCAUGUGGGCAGGAUUGAAAUAAACCCAACCCAAGGAAAACUGUUACAGAACCCUCAUUAUGUGACAUACUGUACAAUUUUUUCCUAUCAUUUCGCAAAUAUCAGUUUUGGACGAGACUGACUUUAUGACCACUUAUUAACAAUUUGUAGUCAAUUUUGACACUAGAAUAAAUGUUUCUGACUCAUAUCGAUGCCAAAUAGGCCGUUUUCAAAAGGAGAAGUUGGUUUUUACGAGCAGUUACUCUUUAAAAUGGCUAAUGAUGGCUAAUGUUUGCCUGUGUUUAUGGCAUGUCUUUCCCAGGUGCUGGUGAGUCUGCUAUACUUGCUGUUCCUCCAUGCUGUGGGCCUGGCACCACCGAAGCCCUACUCUCUGUCUCUGGGUGAACGCCUGCUGGUGCCUUCUAUCUGUGGCAGUGCCCAAGCUGUGGUGGGUGUGAGGGCAGAGGCCAGUGCCCACUCUGGCAUGUACCCCCUCACCAUGCGCCUGCUGCCCCUGCUCUGUGUGGGCUGGAGCCAUGGCCUGCGGCUGGUAGUACCACCUUCAGUCCACCUAACAGACCUUAUCACGGUCAACACUUUCACCUCUGUCACUAUCACAAGUAAAUGCAUUUACAGUGUUUAGCUUGAGGAGAAAGUGAGUGGGGAAGAUAUGUGGGAAUUCUUAAGGCUUCAAAGGGAACUGCUCUCCAUUCACCAGUUAAUAACAGACUUUAUAAAAUCAAAUGUUUUGAGGUGUCAAUCAUCUGUUGUGUCAGUACACUAACUUACCCCUUCUCCCUGCAGUGUCUCAGGGUCUCCCGUCAGUGGAGGUUCUGGAGUGUCUCUACGCCCCGCUGGCCCUCCUUCUCCACAGCUUUUCUCUGACCUGGCUGGCCAAGGUGGCUGAGAACGAGCCCCGGCGCCACAGCAGCUCCCACACCUCGCCCUUUGACCUGUACUUCAUCCUGAUGGUGAACCAGAGCCUGGUGCUGGGCUUCCUGUGCCUGCUGCACCCAGAGGGCCCCCAGGCACUGGGUGAGGGUAGCUGGCACAGCCUGCUCUUCGUGGACUACCUGCUGGCAAUACUGCUGUAGGGAGCUCUACAGCACCUCUUGGUGGACAUGGCCACUCUGACCUUCUCACCGCUGGCUGCAGCGCUACUCCACACAGCACGCGGAUUAACAAGACCCUUGUACAGCCUGUUGUAGAAGAUCCAACAUGGAGGAGAAUGAAGUUGACCCUAGAUAAUUGUCUGAAGUCAGUUUUGCGUCCCUCCUAAUGGUUAAAGGGAGGAUUUGGCUAGAAUAAUCUGAUCCUAGAUCUGUGCCUAUAUGGUCAACUUCUACCAGGAGCAGGAUAAAUAGUUGUACUACAGAGCAGUAUUAUUCCCUCUCUGUAGUACAAAGACUUUCAACUCCCUAGGUGCAGCGCUUGGUACUUUUAUUACCAGCGCUUGUGUUCCUUCUUAUACUUUAUAUCAUACUUACUACUGAACCUAUAUAAAUGGUUUGAAAAGGCACUCAAUCUGUAGGGAGACUGGAUUAAACCUAACCUUUGCGCUAGAUUAUGCACUUCUACCAUACAGAAAUGAUCAGAAUGUGACUGGGAAGAUGUCAUA
Molecule: messenger RNA, 6143 nt
Organism: Coregonus sp. 'balchen'
Lineage: Eukaryota; Metazoa; Chordata; Actinopteri; Salmoniformes; Salmonidae
Source: the annotation of a GenBank genome assembly